UUAUAGCUGAAAUAAUUACGCGGAGCCUUGUUCUUGUCCAAUGGAGGUGAAGGUGUCAUUACGGAGACGAGAUAAUAAUGGCAGGUUUCAUCACCAACUGCUCAUCCUCUCAUUUUAUACCCAAACAUGAUGUGACGCCCACCCAGCCAACGCAUACAUAAAAUCGCCAUUGGAACCAGCUCAACCAACACGGGUGUGGGUGGGUUUUGUACGAAAGCGUUUGUCUCUCCGAGCUACCCGGCGUUUUUGGGAAGGAAUCGAUCCGUAGCCCAGUCACACUUAAAGGUAGGUGUACCCACACUUAACGAAGCGUACCUUAUUUUGCUUAAACCAGUCACCCGUAUCCUCCAUCCAUAUUCACGUCGUCAUGUUGUUGGCAAUAUUUUGUGACAUGUACAGAAAACUUGCCACCACGUCACAAAAGUUCAGAGUUCUUACUCGUUCUUCCGAGGGUUUGUUUGAAACCGGAAAGUUUCAAUAUGUAUGUAUGAAAUGAAGUUUAGUAAAUCGGAGAAAAGCUGUCAAACAUUCAUCGUCGUACGUGCAUAUGUAUGUACAUACACCCACCCGUCACCCAUCACUCCAAGUCGGUUGGGUUGACGUUUUUCAUAACUAAACCAGCUCGGAAAUUGUUAUUGCAAACAUUCCCUCUUCUCUUCAACUUAUGUAUUUUGAUUUGGCUAGAAUUUCGGAAUUUGAUUGAAGUCAGACCCUACAAAAUAUGUAUGUACAAAUCCUUUUUGGUGUGUAGGAGAGUGUAUAUAAGGUUUCAUUUAGUGGGAGCUGUAUUAAAGGUCGUUAGCUCGCUUGGCGUGGUAAAGUAAAAGUAAUUUAAGAAAAUAAUAGAGAAAAAAAGAAGUUGCCUUGUUUCCAGUUCUAGAGCUGGUUAAUAAAGAUGAGAUUUGGCUGGAUGGAUGAAAGCAUUUAUUUAAAAGCAAGUAUGACAGGAAGACAGUCAACUCAAAAGCUGAGAAUGUUUGUUCAUGUCAUUCUGUGAAAUGGGUGAAAACGGAUAUGUUAUUUUUCUUUUUGGAAAAGAGCAAGCCUGUUCUUCUCACUCGGGAACUAAACUCUGUAUUGUUUUGGAAGAUAUGUAUGUAUUUACGAGGCCAAGUUAAUAAUUAGUAAAAAAAAAAAUUGUAACAUAAAAUGAUUUUAGGAACAGGGAAAAAAUAAAAUAGGAGGAAAAACUUCCGUUUUCUGGGCAAAUGCAACCCGAUAUUAUAUAAUUAUUUCAUUCAUAUUUAUUUCUCAUGAUAUAUUCGAUUACGUUCCUGUUUAGGGUUUAAUGUGUACUAAAAGGGUUGGAAUAUAGUUAUUAUGCAACCUUUCAUAACAAACAAAGGAGGCAAAAUUCAUACAUACAACUCAAUCUCUUCUCUUCUUCUCUGGUAAUAAAUAAAUGGGAAGGAAAUGUAUUUAUGAUUUUGAUUUUCGUAAUAGAUAAUAAAUCACGGCCUUUAUUUUAUUGACAAAUUCCGAUAAAAUAUGAGUGUUCGGAAUUUAUUUAUUAUUAGUUAAGUAAACUCUUCUUGUAAAUCAAUCCAUACACACACACAUAAAAUUUAUACGUUUCUUACAUCGGACACUCCUCAUGAUUAAUGCCUUGAAGUCGAACUGGACAAAAGGAAAAGUCACUUCUACUCUCACCUUAGGCAGGAAGUGAGGAAAGAAAAGUGUGGAUAAAUCGAUAAAGAAAGUGUGUAAGUAGCCGAGGGAAAAGUAGUCGAAGAUACACAAUAUUGUGCCAGAAAUAAUCCACUCUGGCGUAGGAAAUCUCUCUAAAAAAGCGACCUGAAUGCGUGGAUUGAAUUGAGGAUGAACAACCAACCAACCAAACCACAUCUGCUCUUUUUAUGAGAGCAUACAGGUAAGAUAUUAUUGACACGAUAUGCACGUAGUCAAUAGGGUUGUGCACGCAUUUAGCACUAAAUUUAGCCACGAAUUGCCACAUAUCACGUCUCCUACGUAUAUCCGUGGUGCUCUGGUUGGUAGUAAAUAGUGGGAUCAUCAUCAUCUUUUGGUAUUAUUUCCACAUCGUGAAGUGGGAUCGACUAGGAGUGCUUAACAGAAACUGAAAGUUGUUUGGAUUUGGAUGAUGUGGUGGAGUGGUGGAUUGUCAAAUAAAAGAGCUUUUUUCACGAGAUGAAGGUAAACUCUCAAGUCUUUGUGUUUGUUGUGGUUUCUGGUUCUCUCUCCCAUUGUACAAACACAGAUAUGACGAAUUGCACGAAAAUCGACCCGUGGAAAAAAAACUUGUUCUCGUAGAGAGUUUGACUCUGGACAAAACUGAACUUGCUACAUAUACUUAUCCAUCUGAAGUCUAGUCAUGACGAGAGGAGUAUAUAAAGUGUGUCUAAUCCAUGCAAAAUCUAGCCAAUGUCGUGCCAAAUGUCAAUUCGCGUUAAAUGCCACGCAGUUCUCGGAAUAAUGGUGAUGUAUUACGUAAAUGUUGCUCAAAGACGUGUCAGCAUAAUUUGCAUAUACAAUUUGUGUGGUAGUAGUUGGAGUAAUUCAGUACAGGAAUAUUUGUGUAAGGCGAAGCAAACUUUUUUGAAUAGGGAAAACAGGAAGUGAAAAUUGAAAGUCAGUUUAGUUCAGGUUUGGCUGACACUGACAUUUUGUCACAAAAAUAAAUAAACUUCGUACUAUUUACUACGGUUUCUUUUGCCGUUUCCAGACUUUUUCGGUCUUUUUUGGUAUACAGGAUGAAAAGUUGGGAAUAUUCUCAUGCAAAAUGCAGAUAUUUUCGGUUAUCGGGAAGAUAAAAUUGUUGCAAGAAAUAUGAUUCAUCUUGUCCGAAAAUCUUGCUGCAUGCAUAACCAAUAAAUGGAGUUCAAUGCAAUUGUCGUGUUUUCUGGGUUUAUCAGACUUUGAUAAGCACAAGGUGGAGGCGGAGGAGGACAUGCUGUGCAAACUGCAUAAUUGAUAUCACAAACUACUUUUUGAUUAAUUGGUCAUUAUUCAUCUAAAAUCUGUUGUACUGAGACGCUAAAUAUUUUCUAAAAUAUUCGUAACAUAUGGCCAUCUGCCCCCUCAGUCAAAUCAAACCCGUUCUCACCUUGGCCAAAGUACUGGGCUUAAAUUGGUUCGAAACUCAACACCACCACACCUGCCCUCCCCCAAAAACGUGCCAAGUUCGUUCCCACUGUUUCAGUAUUGGCAGCCUUAUCAACAUCCUCAUCACCGUGAUCGUUUCCUUCUCCGCGUUAUGGAUUCAGCUGAACGUUUGGAACUUUGUUUCCGCAUUUUUCGUCGGCGUGGAACAAUUCACUUACGGCUUGUACAUCAUUCUCUACUACUGGCAGACGCCCUCCAUCCUCAUCGUCCCCAGAUUCUCGUUCCGACCACUCCCCAAACUCUGGGGUCAAAUGUUGACCAUUUCAAACCAGUUGAACACUUUGAAAUGUCCCCCGUUUACAGCGCCCAAAAAAUGGGGAAGCCGAUUGGGUGUGGUCAGUUGGACGAUCGCGAUUGUUACGCUGAUUCAAAAUUUGGCGUAUAAUAUUUUCUUUACAUUUGCGAUCCAUUCCCUUUGCGAUAUUUUAGCCGAGAUGAAAGCAGAGGGUGUGGAGGGGAAUUGUUAUUCCGAAGUUUUUACGGCGAUUGGACUUCACACAACGUCCAUCAUGUUUUUCGUGGUUUGUAUUUGUCCACAGAUAAUCGUCCUGCUUUUCUUCGUGCAUUGCUUCGUCAUUAAGCGAUUGCUACGUUACACCCGUCACAUCCUGCACCACACUUUAUCCCCCGACAGCUCCGCUAUUUUCAUCUCGGAGCGAGAAAAGUGUCAACAACUCGUCCAACUGCGUCUCAUCUAUUCCGAGUUGGUGGAAAUAGUUCGAAAAAUCGGGAACUGUUUCGGCCUUCCAUUGCUGACCGUGUGCAUCUCGUCCAUCCUGAGCCUCACGGUGGCGACGUAUAUCAUGUUUUCGACUCAGAUGCCGGACUACGACAGCGGUGAGGUGAGAGGAGGUGCACCCUUGCUGGUCCUGUUGGCGUGUCAACUGUACUUCGCCGUGUACACGUUGAGCUUUCUCCUCGCCGGGGGAAACAUGGUGAAGACAGGGGGUGACAAGAUCCAUCAAACUCUGCACCGAUCGAAUCAUGUACCGCACAAUUAUUCGGUUGGGAAUUCAACUUCUGAUAUUCAGUUCCAGAUCACCAUGUUCCAAAAUACCGAGAGAACAAUCGUCUCCGUGUAUGGGAUCACUACUGUCGAGAUGAAAAUAUUGACAGCCGUGGUGGCCAAUGUGCUCACCUACUUUCUAAUUUUGGUCCAGCUGAAAAUUUCUCUAGAGUUGACGAGAGGUCCACUAAAUGGAGCGAAUAAUUCCGUCCUGACACCAUCCUCGUAGGGUCCUAUUAUUCGUAAAAUAAUGCAAAAUAUUGUGUACUUUUACUAUAUGCAAAUGUUGUGCGCCCCAAAUCUAUCAAUCCACUACCUUCUUUCUUAUGUAGUGAUAAGUUCAUUAAACUUUUAAAAACA
Folsomia candida is the source of this 4486-nucleotide messenger RNA. RefSeq lists its product as uncharacterized. Gene Ontology annotation, cellular component: dendrite; neuronal cell body; membrane. The coding region runs from base 3021 to 4355 and encodes 444 amino acids. The record is from RefSeq and is a predicted model, not a curated record. Gene Ontology annotation, biological process: sensory perception of taste. NCBI's taxonomy places the organism in Eukaryota, Metazoa, Arthropoda, Collembola, Entomobryomorpha, Isotomidae. The transcript has 5 exons.